Frankliniella occidentalis (western flower thrips) is the source of this 2006-nucleotide messenger RNA. RefSeq lists its product as uncharacterized. NCBI's taxonomy places the organism in Eukaryota, Metazoa, Arthropoda, Insecta, Thysanoptera, Thripidae. The transcript is spliced from 14 exons. Bases 1 to 1833 code for a protein of 610 amino acids. The record is from RefSeq and is a predicted model, not a curated record.
AUGUUUGUCUUGGUUUUAAACCAAGAGACGGAAGAGCUGUCCAUAAAGCAAUCGGAAGAGAUCUACGUCCUCAUAGUGAGGUCAAUGAAUAUCGUCCAAUUUAAGCCCUCCUCACCAAGCGAUUAUGUGAAGAGGAAAGAGUACGGAGUCAAAGUUGGGGAUCAAAUGGUCCGCCAUAUCAUAGUGGCUAUGUCUGAUGAUCAAGAAGAGAUUAUCAAAGAAAAAGCAGAAUUGGAGAAGAAGAAAAAACCACGCAAAGCUGUGAAAUCAGCAUAUCCGAGUUCACAGCCAUUUUCAGAUUGGCAAGUAAACAAACAAGUAGAGUCAAAAGAAAAACAAGUUAGGGCCAACGAUGCCAGAGAGGCGACUGAUAAGAUCAUUCAAAACAAGCUAGAAAAUAAAAGGAAGAAGCAGGCAGUUCCUAGCUUAGAGACAUCUGUGCAGAAGGACUUGGCGCCAAGAGAAACCGUUGGUGAUGACUCGGCUAAUCUAGGUGAUAAUGUUGCAAUACAGUCAUCUCUACUUAAUUCGGUUAUCUCGGAAGAAGACCCUUCUUCUCCUACUGCUAAGGAACGGCAAGCCAGUUUCUCAAGUGUCCAUGAUGUCCAUGAUGAUGACACACCUUCAAAAGAUGACGAUGACACACUUUCAAAAGAUUUACUAUCCAGCUCAGUAGUGAGAACUGAAAAUUCGGAUGUGUUAACUGCAACAGCAGAUGGCCAUUCAAAACAGGAAACAAGGACACUUUUAAAAAAAAAACACUUGCAGAGUGUAAAUCAGAAUCAUUCUCUUCCAGGGAAAAAUUCUGAUGGAGCUGGCUUACCCUCCAGAUUGGAAAACAGAAACUCCCCAGCACGCAACAGCUCUGAUGAAAUUUUUAAUUUGCCAGUAACUGUAAUGGCACAUGUCCAUUCACACAAGAGUCCAGGGAAAAAUUCUGAUGGAGCUAGCUGCUCACCCUCUAGAAAGGAAAACAGAAAGCGCACAGCAUCCGAAAGCAUUGAUUCUCUAGGCAAUAUCUGUCUUGGCAGUGAUAGUGCAUCCAAGAAAAUUAUUAGGAGUGAUCGGGAUUUGGAGUCAACGACCAAGCCUUUUAAUACAAGGAAUUGGGAUGAAAUUGUUCCUGAUCCAAACCAAUCGGACACUGGAGAGAACUCACAGGCUAAUGGUCCUUCUUUAGAUGAAAGUGCUACAGGCAAUAAAGCAACAGAAGACCGCAAUGAGGAGGAGGAGUCUGAGAAUGAUGUCAACUUGUAUGAAUAUCUUGAAAGAAAUUUUAAGAAAGUAUUUAAAAAAUUAGAUAAAUUGGGAAACAAAAUUGAAGCUUUGGAGAAAGGACAGGGUGUCAGACGCACUGCAGCUUCCUCUCAAUUGGAAGAGGAAGUAGAAGGAGGUGUUAUGCCAAACCAUGUUUCAUUUGGGAGAGGAAUUUACAUUCCGAUUAAAGAUGUGAAAAAAAUUACUGAGGCAGGGGAUAAGUCCACCAUCCUCCAGAGGAAAGUAGGUGAAUUGGCUCUAGCUUGCUUUGGCGACAAAUUGUCAACUUAUUGUCUUUCCCAAGUGCAAGACAACAAGAACAAAGAGAUUAUGCCUGAAAUUGUUAUUGAUAGAAUAACAGAUGUAAUAAAUGAAGGGAAUAUUGAGGCAAAUUAUAGGAAGUUGCUAAGAAAGGCUGAAAUAACCAAGCUCAACAGCCAAGAACUGACUGAAAAGAUAGCUGAACUCAAGAACCUGGCAGCAUCUCAAACUAUAGAGUUAACGACAGCAGAUAUUAGAAAGAAAAUGUCAAAAGUCAUCUUCCUUUACAAGAAUCCCUCAACCUCGACAAAGUAAAAUAGAUGUAUCUUUCAACAAUACCAAGUAUUGUUAAUUGCUGAGUAAUCAUUCAAAUAAUCUUGGUACUGUGCAUCAUCACCAAACUAGUGUGAUAAAAAAUGAAUUUUUUUUUUGUGAAAUCGUAAUUUUUUCUUGUUACUUUAUUGUUUUAUUUGACCAUGCUUCCAAAG